Messenger RNA from Lampris incognitus (smalleye Pacific opah), 9134 nucleotides. RefSeq names its product leucine-rich repeat kinase 2 (gene lrrk2). The record is from RefSeq and is a predicted model, not a curated record. Gene Ontology annotation, biological process: protein phosphorylation. Lineage: Eukaryota; Metazoa; Chordata; Actinopteri; Lampriformes; Lampridae. Gene Ontology annotation, molecular function: GTP binding; protein binding; ATP binding. The coding region runs from base 457 to 8172 and encodes 2571 amino acids. The transcript is spliced from 52 exons.
AUGUAAUGAAUUUCACAAGUAGUCAAAAACUGUGAAAGUAGAUAAGACAAAGCAAAAUUGCAGCAUAAACGAAAUUGGACUGUGCACUUAGGUUAACACACUACCUUUGGCGUCGUUUUAUUUGAGAGAAUGGGCAGUACCCAGGCAGUCGGUCCCCUGGUUAUUGUGUUCUUCACCAACCGGGAAGUUUUUCUGACUCAAGUCAUAUGAUUUGACCAUAUGGACCGGAGAACACGCCUGUCGGAGGGGAAUAAAACGUCUCUGAAUCAACAGAAUAUCUCAGCCGAGGAGAACUUCAUCAACAAGAAAGUAGCCCCCCCUCUCAAAGGAUCCUUUUCCGAGGAUGACUGUGACAACUCCGGUCUGUCGAGUAUGUGAUUUCUGCCGCGUCGUCUGUCCUCUGUGAAUUUUGCCAAUGGCUAGCAUGCUUGUUUAUUUUCAUGCUAUCCCGCAACAAUGCUACCACUGGAAAGCCUCUGUCGGCCCCGAGGCAUCGUAGCUAAAUACGCACCGAGUCGUCGGUUAAAAAACAGUAUAACCAUGGUUGACAAAGAGGAACUGGAGGAGAGGUUGAAGAAACUAAUAGUGAGGCUAAAAAACCCACAACAGGACAGACAGCUAAUGACACUCAUUCAAAUAAUCCAGGAUCUGCUUUUUCUGGCACACACCGACUGUGCAGCGGAGCUGUUUGAAGAUAAAAAUGUCCAUGGGCCUCUUGUGGUGGCACUUUCAUCUUACAAUAACAGCAGAGGAGUUCAGCAGGUGGGCUGGUCACUGCUCUGUCGUCUGAUUGAGAUAUGCCCUAGUACCUUGGACCAUCUAACGCAGCCUCUGGGAGCAGCCAAGGACUGGGAGGUAUUAGGAGUGCACCAGCAGCUUCUGAAGGUGCUGGUCCAGUAUAGGAAUGACUGCAAGGUGACCAUGGUCGGACUCAGGGCCCUAGCUCUCUUGCUCAAAUCAGACAUAGUGCCACUGCUGGUGCUGGAGGAGGAAGAUGACGUGUUUAGUCUGGUGGUGGAGGGGAUGAGGUCAUUUCCCGUCGCUGAGGAGGUGCAGCUCCAAGGCUGUCUGACUCUGCAGCUCCUGCUGGAGAGAGUGAGUGAUGAACAUCUGAUAGAAUUUGUGGAGAACCAGGACCAUCUUGUGGUCCUAACAGCUUUGCAGACGUUCCAGGACAGGCCUGACCUUAUUCUACAGGCCAUGAAGGUGCUACUGCCCUUGGCCCGCCCUGGCAGUAAUGUGGAAAUGCUAAUGUCGGGAGGCUCCAGGUGCUACAGCUUGCUCAUUGCUACUAUGGAUGCCUUCCCAGAGGAGGAGGAGCUGCAGGAGACGGCCUGCUGUCUUUUCAGGGAGUUUACAUCAGAGAGUUACUACAACAUCCUGGUGCUGAACGGCGUCCAGAGGGUGGCAGUAAGAGCAUGUGAGACUUUUCCCGACAACCCCAGGCUGCAAGCUGCUGCACUGUACUGCCUGGCUGAGCUCACCGAGACCAUAGUUCGGACCAAGGCAGUGUCACAACAGGGCCUAGAGGAGGGAGAGGAGGAGGAGAACAGAGGUAAGGAGGAGGUGGAAGACAUGGGCCUUGGGUGGAUGGAAGCCUGCUGCACUGCGCUGGAGCUGCAUGCUGCCGAGCCAACUGUUCAGGAAGCCGCAUGUUGGGCCAUCCACAGUCUGUUAUUCCACAGGACCGGACUUAACCAUUCAGCAGAGGAGCAGGAUGAGAGGACUCCUGUUCACAGACAGAUAAUGACGGCCUUGCUGCUCCACUCGUCUUCUCCUCGAGUGUUUAAAGCUGCUACUUGUGCCAUGGGCACGCUCAUCACACACAACAGCAGAAUGCGGUCCCUGCUACUGUCCAACGGUCUCCAUGUCAACCUGGUGGAAAUGAUGAAGAGGUACUCGGCCUCUGCUGAAGUCUCUGCCAGCGCAUGCAAACUGCUGCACCUCCUCUUCCAGGGAAGGACGGCCAAUUUGGAUGAGCUGAACAUGGCUAUGGAUCAGAUUAUCAGGAUCAUGAAGAUACACAACUACGAGCUUGAUGUUCAGCUGGAGGCACUUCAAGCCAGCCUAGUCUUCCUCUGCCCAGACAGGAGUCUGCAGGAGCAUGGCGUCUCAGUGAGGGACCCAGACACUGCUGACCUGUCGCUGAGGGUUUUAAAGAACCAGUGUGUGGUGGAGGGGGCCCACACAGUCUACCUAGAGGUUCUCAAUAGGUUCAUUAGCAGCUCAUCCAUACAGAAGUAUGGUCUGAAGGUGCUCUCCGCUCUGGCUGACUGCUCUGGUGCAGUGGACUUACUGUGCCAGCAGGGGGCCAUAGAUACUGUGCUGCAUACACUGCAGAUGUUCCCUAUGGAGCGAGAAAUACACUACUGGGGUCUGAGCCUGCUCUGCUACCUCGUAUCCAAGAAAAAGCUGUCCAGAAUGAUGGUACCUGUUCUGGCCUCCGUUCUGGUCGCCUCACUUGUCCAGUACAACGAGGACCCUGAGAUGCUGUUAAAGGGUUUUCAGGUGGCUCUGAGGAUGAUGGAUGCCUGCUCGGGAGCGGCUGUUGAGCUUCAGAGAGAGGGCUUUGACAGGCAGAUCUUCCGGCAGCUCAGAGAGGACACUCUUGAACAAAGCAACAGCUCGCUUUGUAAGUCAGCAUGCUUGGCUUUGUCCAAGAUGUGGUAUGACUCAGAGCUGCACCACAGCAUCCUUGAGAGGGCCUGCGAGGACGGCGACACAAUGAUGGCAGAAUGUCUGAUUCAGCUGGGUGCUGACAUCAAUAGGAAGACAAAGACAGAGUCUCUCAUCUAUCAGGUAUGUGAGAGAGGUGGUCCACUGGAGCUUGUGGAGCUCCUGCUUAGCCGAGGUGUCCCUGAGCAACACCUGCGUAGAGCCCUGACAGUUAGCCUGAAGCGGGGGGACGGUCCCACCAUCAUCCUGCUGUUGGGUAGGCUAGGCCUGGACCUCAACAAUAGUUCCCUCUGUUUGGGUGGCUUACGGCUGGGCCAUCUAGAGGCUGCUUGGCUCAGCCCCCUGUUGGCUGAAAGAGGAAGAGCACAAAUUCUGCAAUCCAACAACAGUAAAGGGGCGAGUCUGGCUCGGUAUGUGCAGGCACUCCAGAGGUCCAAGAGCACCGCUGGUCCUCCCAGGUCUCUGGUCGACCCCAGCCUGACCUCUGGCUAUGUGUCAGACGAGAGUGAUGACUCCAGCUUUAGUUUGGUCUCCUUGGAAGACUGUCUUUUCCUUAAUGACGACAUGGAGAGUGACGGUAGCGAUUCGCUGUCAUUGGCUUUGUCUCUCAAGUCCAACACCAAUUCAGCAGAAGAGUUGAGAGCAGGGUGUCUAAAAAAGAAGCAAGGGCGCUGCAGACAUGCCAGUGCCGAGAGUGGCCAAACUGAGAAUGAACACAUUGAAUCUCUGCAGAGGCGAUAUGGCAGGGCAGGCACCAAUCAAAAAGGCAUCUACUCUCCAGUACUGGGGUCUGUAGAUAACUCCACAUCUCUUACCGGGGACAGGGAGCGGAUCCGCCUAUUAGACCUAUCAGGGAACGAGCUGGACUCUUUGUGUUGUUUAAUGGACAACGGUUCUGUCCAACGCCAACUGGAGCACCUGUUGCGCCUAGACCUGAGCCACAACAGCCUGCUAGAGUUCCCCUCUGUACUGUGCCAGACCUUGAAGAGUUUGACUCGACUGGACCUCCAGGGCAACCAGCUCCAGUCGCUGCCCACAGAACUGCUGGCCUUGCCCUCAUUGAGCACGCUCAACGUGUCUCGCAAUUCAGUGGGCCCGCUGCUGACCCUUGACCCCGCCAUCACCUGCCCAUCACUACGGCAACUUAACCUCUCUUUUAACAAAAUUACCACCUUUCCUCAUCAGCUGGGCCAGGUCGUACACAGACUGGAAGAGCUGUCCAUUGAGGGUAACAGGAUAAAUGAGCUGUGCGGUCCUCUGCAUUUAGUGGAGAUGAAGUCGCUGGAUGUGAGUAAGAACAGCAUCGAGAACAUUUCACCUGACUUUCUGGCUGGCUGCCCCAAACUUGAGACCUUCAGUGCCUCCAUGAACAAACUCAGCUCCCUGUCACAGCUACCAUCCAAGAUAACAACGCUGAAAUUAGGAAACAAUGUUUUCAGUUCCAUUCCUGAAACCAUACUUGAUCUCCCAAACUUGCGGUCAGUUGACAUGAGAGCCAAUGACAUUGCGGUUCUACCGGGACCAGGAUUCUGGGCCUCCAUGAACCUCCGAGAGCUGAUGUUUGGUCAGAAUCGUAUCGAGGCUCUGGACCUGACUGGACCAGUCUACAAAUGGGCCAGGCUGGAGAAGCUCCACCUGAGUGACAACAAGCUGACGGAGAUUCCCCCUCAGAUCGGCCUGCUGGAGGAACUGACCUCCCUGGAUGUGAGCCGUAAUGUCGGCCUACGCUCCUUUCCUGAUGAGAUGGGGAAGCUGGCAAUAUUGUGGGACCUGCCGCUGGAUGGCCUCAAGCUCCAGCUAGACCUAAAACUAAUUGGCAGCAAGACCAAAGACAUUGUCAGGUUUCUGCAGCAGCGUCUGAAGAAGGCGGUGCCGUACCACCGGAUGAAGCUCAUCGUCGUAGGUAAUGCUGGUAGCGGGAAGACCACUCUGAUCCAUCAGCUGAUGAAGGUGAAGCGCUCCCAGUGGAACUCGGAGCGAACCACCAUUGGCAUCGACGUCAGAGACUGGACCAUUGGGGAACGGGACAAGAAGAGCAUGGUGCUUAAUGUGUGGGACUUCUCAGGUGGCGAGGAGUUCAGUGGCUCCCACCCUCACUUUCUGACUCCAAGAGCGCUUUACCUGGUGGUGUAUGACCUCAGUAAAGGAGCCAGUCAGGUGGACGAUCUCAAACCUUGGCUGUUCAACAUUAAGGCGGUAGCCCCACUCUCCCCAGUCAUCCUGGUAGGCACCCACACAGAUGUGAGUGAGGAAGCACAUUUCCAGGCCUGCCUGACCAAGAUCAGAGAAGAGCUGCUCAGCCACCAGAGUUUCCCUGCCAUCAGGGACUACCACAUGGUGUCCUUGUGUGAGGACCCAGAUGCUGUGGCCAAGCUCCGCAAGGCCAUCGCCAGGGAGGUCACCAACUUCAAGAUCCAGGGCCAGCCAGUGAUGGGUCAGCUGGUUCCCGACAGCUACAUGGAGUUGGAGCGCAGGAUACUCCAGGAGAGAGGCAGGGUGCCCCCAGAGUUCCCCGUCCUCAGACACCACGAGCUGCUGCAGCUCAUCCAGGAAAGCCAGCUGCAGCUGGAGGAGGCUGAGCUGCCCCACGCUAUCCAUUUUCUCUGUGAAGCUGGGCUGCUCUUGCACUUUGAAGACCCUGCACUUCAGCUCAGAGACUUGUACUUCAUAGACCCCCAGUGGCUGUGCAACAUCAUCUCACAGAAAUUGACGUUGAAGAGCUGUGGCUUGUGGGAGCACCCCAAAGGUGUGGUGCAACGCUCAGUAGUGGAAAAAUUCCUGUCUGAGAGCAGGUGCUUCCCUAAGAACUAUCUUACCCAGUUCUUUAAACUGCUAGAAAAGUUCCAGAUUGCUUUGCCCUUUGGGGAUGACCAGCUCUUGGUACCCGGCAGUCUAUCCAAACAUCGACCAGUGAUAGAGCUUCCUCACUGUGAGAACUCGGAGGUGAUUGUACGUCUGUACGAGAUGCCCUACUUCCCUAUGGGCUACUGGUCCCGCCAGAUCAACCGUCUACUCGAGAUCUCCUCCUGCUUGCUCUGUGGCAGAGAGAAAGUGCUGCGUCCCAACCGCAUCUAUUGGAGGAGGGGUAUAUACCUCAGCUGGUCUCCUGAGGCCUACUGUCUGGUGGAGGCUGCUUCUGUGGAGAGCAACCCAGCCAGCUUUGUCAAGAUUACUGUGCCCUGCUCACGCAAAGGUCGAGUGUUGCUGGGCCAGGUGGUGGACCAUAUCGACUCUUUACUUGAAGAAUGGUUUCCUGGUCUACUAAACACUGACAUGCAUGGCAGUGGUGAGGCCCUACUUAAGAGGUGGGCUCUCUACAGUUUCGAGGAUGGUCAAGAGUGGAGCAAGAUUUUAUUGGAAGACCUCUUUACCCAUUUUGACGAUGAUUUUCUUUUAGUGAAUCCAGAGGACCCUCGAUACACACUGCCAAUCUCUCAGAUCGCCCCUGACUUGAUAUUGAGUGAUCAGCCUGCUGGGACCAUUUUGGACAGUGAAGAGCUUGAGGUGGACCUCUCUAAGGAGAACCGACUGGGUGGUGGUGGUUUUGGGACUGUCUAUCGGGGGUUCUAUAAAAAUGAAGAGGUAGCUGUGAAGAUAUUCAACAAGCACGCAUCUGACUUGUACGUCCACAGGCUCCUUCGACAGGAGUUGGCAGUGCUGGGUCGUCUUCAUCACCCAAGCCUGGUGGACCUAUUGGCUGCUGGGCCAGUGCCCCAGGUCCUGGUAAUGGAGCUAGCACCACGGGGCUCACUGGACUCUCUUUUUGAACAUGAGAAUGGCAGCCUCAACCGCAAGCUUCAGCACAGGAUAGCCCUGCAGGUGGCUGACGGACUCAGGUACCUCCACUCAUCUAUGAUCAUCUAUCGGGACCUGAAGCCACACAACGUCCUGCUCUUCAACCUGAAGACCAACUCUGAGAUCAUCGCCAAGAUCACCGACUAUGGCAUUGCCCAGUACUGCUGCAGCAUGGGGGUGCGGAGUUCUGAGGGCACACCAGGAUUUCGGGCACCAGAGGUGGCCAGGGGCAAUGUGAUCUAUAACCAUCAGGCUGAUGUGUUCUCCUUUGGCCUGCUGCUCUAUGAUCUGCUUACUUGUGGUGAGCGCAUCUCAGAUGGCAUGAAGUUCCCCAGCGAGUUUGAUGAGAUUGCCGUGCAGGGGAAAUUGCCAGACCCCGUGGAACACUAUGGAUGCUCCCCAUGGCCAGGCUUCCAGGCCCUAAUGAAGGAGUGUUUGAAGGAGAGUCCACAGGAUCGGCCCACAUCCGCUCAGGUCUUUGAGAGACUUAACUCCGGGGAGACGUUAUGCCUGAUGAGGGAGCUGGUGGUUCCCGGAGCUCCCAGCGCUGAAUGCUUCGCUGUGGGCCAUGGCAGCAGUGAAGGCCACUACUCCAGCCCCAGGGCCUGGCUGGGAGGGGGCAGCACCACCCAGAAACUGGGCUCUGUGAUGGCGGUGGACUUGGACACUGGCAUUAUUACUGCACAGGAGAUUGACACCAGUCCUGUCCUAUGCCUGGUUGAGGCCUGCGAUAGGGUGGUGGCUGGAACCCAGUCUGGUUCCAUAUUGGUCAUCAACAGUCGGGACAUGUCGACAUGGCAUCACCUGCAGAGUGUCACUGACGCUGUCACAUCGCUGUUCUUUCACACAUUUCCUCGUCGCACGCAAAGGAAGAAUUACUUGUUGGUCGGAACAGCAGAUGGUAUUCUCACCGUCUAUGAGGACUCUGCCCUAAUGCAGGAGAAUGGCCAGCCAGUCAAAACCCUCACCAUAGGGAAUGUCAACACCCCAGUCGUGUGUCUUGGCCAGUCGAUUCACUCGCUGGACAGGAGCACGGUGUGGGCGGGAUGUGGAACCAGGAUCCUCUCAUUCACCGCUGACUAUGAUGUGUUAAGGAAAAUCGACACGAGGCCCAACCUCAUCUUCCAACAGCAGCGAUCAGUAAGCUGUGAGGCUUGUGUUUCUCGUAUGGUGGUGGAUAAACAUGUUUACCUCAGCAAGGCUCAGGGACACGUCAUCGAGGUGUGGGACAAGAAGAGUGAAAGGAUGGUGGACCGCAUUGACUGUGCCCAGCUCAUAAGACAUGACCCAUCCUGGAGAACCAGAACGGGCAGUCUGGUAGAUAUCCCCAAGGAGGAUGCUCCCACAUGGGCCAGUAUAAAGGCCCUGCUUGUACAAAGCAGUGCAACACUCUGGAUUGGCACUAGAGGAGGCUACCUGCUGCUAGUGGAGCUGUCCAAACACCAGGCGCUUCAAGUCCUCGGCCCCCACUGUCAGUCCAUCCGCAGCAUGGCCCCCGAGAUCAUAGCAACCAUGAACCGAAAAAAUGUGGUGCUGGUUUUGGGCAGGAGACUCUCCCAAGGAAAGGAUCAGUUUGAUGAGGAGUCAGUGCUGAUGAUGUGGAACAGCGCCCUGCCAUUGGAGGUUAAGGACCUGACCAAACACUGUAAGGUGAGAGAAGAGAUUACAGCCAAGAUGAGAGAGCAGGCCCAUCAGGACUGAGUCUACAGCUUUAAUGUACUUCUUAAAGGGAUCAACUGAAAUGGACUGAGGUGUCGGCACUACAUGUUAAGGGGGAAGGUUUACUUCGUUUUCUGACAGCCAUACUUCUUACUUCACUGCACUGAUAAACCAAGAACUGAUUAUUGCCGUUCUAUUGCAAUUGUCCCUUACGAGAUAUAUGGCUACCAAUUUCUCUUUUUUUCUUUUCCUUUUGUUACAAUGUUGCACGGCUGUGAGCUAUGUUGCCAUAUGUUUUGCAAGACAAUCUCUGUGUGGUUUUCAAGAGAGGUUGUUGUUAAAAGGGACACAGAUGACUCAAUUUGUGUUGUUAUCAGGCUGUGUGGUUUUUUCCUGGACUGUGUCAGGAAAGCCAGCUGGAACCGUUUCUUUUUUUUUUUUCUUAAACCUGUGAGUUUCCUGAGAAGCUGGACAGUAGGCCAAAGGAAGAGGAUCCUUUCCUCUCAAAGUUCAUAUUUACUUAUUUAUUCUGAUGUAUGUGUGUGUCUGUGUGUGUGUGUGUGUGUGUGUGUGUGUGUGUGUGUGUGUGUGUGUGUGUGUGUGUGUGUGUCUGUGUCUGUGUCUGUGUCUGUGUGUGUCUGUCUGUCUAACAGUGAGCUCUCAUUCACUCCAGUUCAGUAAGUAGACAGAAUAUUAAAUGUCAUUAUAUUGCCUGCUUUGUGCAGCACCUUUCCUGUCAUGUGCCAAGCAGAACAUGUUAGUAAAGUUUAUUUUAUUUACCAUGAUUGACCAUCUCUGUCAAAGUUGUCGUCUGUGCUUUAUUUCCAAUAAUAGCAUGGAGAUGGGAGGUAAUUUUAGAAUUCACGCACAUUGUAAGUGGUCGUAAAUAACUGCUAAUGGUCUACUUUUGCACUUCUCUUGACAAUAACUUUGGUUCAAACAAUCAAAAUAUAAACAGGGCAAAAGUAUUUGUGUAACUAAGUAAAAGUUGAGUAAAAUACUGA